AUGGCCUUUCGUCGUCAACUUCAGCUCAUGAUCCUACAUCUUAUCCUGCUGCAUUUUUCCAUGUUUUCUAUUUCUUAUGCAUUGUCGGAUCCCGAAAUCCUUCUCAAGUUCAAAUCCUCGUUGGCCAACAGCGCUGCUUUGAAGAAGUGGGAAAACAAUUCCAGCCCUAUAUGCAACGGCAUACGUGCUAACUGGGCCGGCGUCAUUUGUUUAAAAGACACCGUUUGGGGUUUACGGCUCGAGAACAUGGGAUUAUCAGGCACCAUUGAUGUCGACACCUUGACCGCCCUGCCUCGCUUGAGAGCCUUGAGCUUUAUGAACAAUAAUUUUAAUGGUUCCAUUCCCGAGUUCAAGAAGAUUUCUGGGUUGAGAUCCAUUUAUUUAUCCAACAAUCGGUUUUCUGGAAAUAUUCCUGACAAUGCAUUCCAAGGCAUGGUUUGGCUCAAGAAGCUUUAUCUAUCGAAAAACCAGUUUACCGGUCCGAUUCCGGCGUCGCUGGCCACCCUGCCCAGGCUUUCGGUGCUUAAGCUCGACGGUAACCGGUUUUCGGGAGAACUACCGGAUUUUGAGUUGAAACAGUUGCAUGUAGUUGAUCUCUCGAAUAAUCAAUUGGAGGGUCCUAUACCAGCUAGCCUUAGUAAGAUGAAAGCCGACAUGUUUGCAGGCAAUAAAGGUGUUUGUGGAGCACCAUUGACGGCAUGUAAGUCGACCCCUGCUGAUGAUCCAAACAAAAACGUUGCUGCUGCUGCUCCUUCCAAGAAGAAUAUCUCAAGAUGGGCUAUUGUGAUCCCUAUUAUAGUCGGUGUCCUCAUAGCCAUAGUUGCAGUCAUCAUGAUCAAUUGGCGCAAAAGGCAGCAACCGGGUCCAAAAGUGGAGGUUUCACCACCAUCAAACCCCAAAACCAAAACAGGUCUCAAGGUACAAGACCGUGCUAUCGCCGCCACGCCGUCGCCGCGCUCGAGCAACGGAAUGAAGUUAGCGGAGUCCGCUACGAAACUUACUUUCUUGAGGGAUGAUGACAGAGACAAGUUCAAUUUGCCGGACUUGCUCAGAGCCUCGGCCGAGGUGUUGGGAAGUGGGUACUUCGGGUCAUCUUAUAGGACUGAACUACCAAAUGGGUCGGCCAUGGUGGUUAAGAGGUAUAAACAGAUGACCAACGCCGGGAAAGAAGAUUUCCAAGAGCAUAUGAGAAGGAUGGGGAGACUGAAACAUGAAAACGUGCUUACUCUCGUCGCUUAUCAUUACAGGAAGGACGAAAAGCUCAUUGUCUGCGAUUUUGUCAAAAAUGGCAGCUUGGCUGUUCAUCUUCAUGGCCAUCAAACUUUGGGGCAACAAGGCCUUGAUUGGCCAACUCGAUUGAACAUCGUGAAAGGAAUAGCCAAGGGGCUGGCGUACCUAUACAAGGAAUUGCCUAGUUUGGUCGCACCACACGGUCACCUCAAAUCCUCAAACGUUCUCCUCAACGAAUCCUUCGAACCACUCCUCACCGAUUACGGACUGAUCCCAGUGAUCGACCCGGAGAAUGCUCAAGCCUUCAUGACGGCCUAUAAAUCACCCGAAUUCGUGCACCACGGUCGAGUCACGAAGAAGACCGACGUAUGGGGUCUCGGUGUACUAAUUCUAGAGAUUAUGACCGGGAAGUUCCCCUCCAACUUCUUGCAGAUGGGAAAAGGAAGCGGCGAAGAGGACUUAACGACAUGGGUGAAAUCGAUAGUCGGCGACGACGAAGAAACGUCGUCGAUCGACAUGGAGGCGUUCGACAAAGAAAUGGGAGCCGUAAGCGAUCGUGACGGGAAAACGAUGCUCCAGCUGUUGAAGAUCGGGUUGAGUUGCUGCGAAGAUGAUGCACUGAAGAGAUUAGAUUUGAAAGAAGCCGUGAACAGAAUUGAUAGAUUGAAGCUCGGAAACAUUAGCAGUGAUGAGGAAUCUUAUCAGCAAUAUUGGUCCAGUAGUGGCAGUGACGAAGACAACAAGUGA
Molecule: messenger RNA, 1977 nt
Organism: Hibiscus syriacus
Lineage: Eukaryota; Viridiplantae; Streptophyta; Magnoliopsida; Malvales; Malvaceae
Product: pollen receptor-like kinase 2
Exons: 3
Coding region: 1-1977 (658 amino acids)
Biological process (GO): protein phosphorylation
Molecular function (GO): ATP binding; protein binding; protein kinase activity
Source: RefSeq, a predicted model, not a curated record